Messenger RNA from Pongo pygmaeus (Bornean orangutan), 1209 nucleotides. It is a transcript of the gene MPLKIP, whose product is annotated as M-phase specific PLK1 interacting protein. The coding region runs from base 367 to 906 and encodes 179 amino acids. The transcript has 2 exons. NCBI's taxonomy places the organism in Eukaryota, Metazoa, Chordata, Mammalia, Primates, Hominidae. The record is from RefSeq and is a predicted model, not a curated record. Gene Ontology annotation, cellular component: centrosome; midbody; nucleus.
GCAGACCCCGCCCCCGCCGGGCGGGGCGGAGCACUCCCAGUCGCUCGCGGGGCCAGCUUCUCAUCUGUCGGUCAGACCAAGGGCACCCAGACUGGAAAAGUUGUUGCUGGGUUUGGGUGUCCCUCCUUUCCUGUGUCCUUUUCUUCCUCUUUUCACUUAAAUCCACUGAGUCUCUCGCCAAAUCAGUAAUUUAGGUAAUCCCACCGCUCCUGGCGGAACCUUUGUGAUGCCGGAACUGAUGUGUCGUAGGGUGGCUGCGGUCGGAGGACUGUUUUGGUAAAGGACUAGCAGUUCUCUGCGGAGGGCCGGUUGAUACAGUUCCGGUGAGAGAACGCGGCUGCGAGGUUUUCGGCUUUGGCUCCUGAUAUGCAGCGACAGAAUUUUCGGCCCCCGACUCCUCCUUACCCUGGUCCGGGCGGAGGAGGUUGGGGUAGCGGAAGCAGCUUCCGGGGAACCCCGGGCGGGGGCGGACCACGGCCGCCCUCCCCUCGAGACGGGUACGGGAGUCCGCACCACACGCCGCCGUACGGGCCCCGGUCUAGGCCUUACGGGAGCAGUCACUCUCCGCGACACGGCGGCAGCUUCCCAGGGGGCCGGUUCGGGUCUCCGUCCCCUGGCGGCUACCCUGGCUCCUACUCCAGGUCCCCCGCGGGGUCCCAGCAGCAAUUCGGCUACUCCCCAGGGCAGCAGCAGACCCACCCCCAGGGUUCUCCAAGGACAUCUACACCAUUUGGAUCAGGGCGUGUUAGAGAAAAAAGAAUGUCUAAUGAGUUGGAAAAUUAUUUCAAGCCUUCAAUGCUUGAAGAUCCUUGGGCUGGCCUAGAACCAGUAUCUGUAGUGGAUAUAAGCCAACAAUACAGCAAUACUCAAACAUUCACAGGCAAAAAAGGAAGAUACUUUUGUUAACAUUUCUGAAAUUCAACUGGAAGCUUCAUGUGUCAGGAACAUCUUGGACAAAAUUUUAAGUUGUGUUGAUAUAAAUUUACCCAAAGAUGAUGACUUUGAUUGGAUAAUUAGUAAGGUCUUUUUGUUAUUUUUCAUCGUAUCAGGUAUGGUUGAUAUUAGAGAAAAAAGUAGGAUAACUUACAACAUUUAGUUCUGGAAGUACCUACCACAUUUUAGAGAUAUAUUUAACAUUCCUGGUUACAUAAUGGACAUGUGUCUUUUAAUGUUUUUUCAAUGUUUUAAAAUAAAACAUUUUGUCUUCUA